UGUGCAAUCUCAGCCUCUCUGUUUGCUCAGCAGAAGGUGGGGGUCAGGAGGAUGCACGUGCUCCCAACCUGUGCUGCUUCCGCUAAUCCCCCAGUCUGAGCCACCACUGACAAGCACUGGGUGUCUGCCCCAGCCUCCAGCCUAACCCCACACCGGGUCCCUUCAGCCACAGACAGGACUGUCCCUGGCUCUGUGCCCACCCAACACUGAGGAGCAUGGGGCAUGUCCUCACUUCUCUCUUCUAUGUGGAGAGAAGCACCCAGCCUCAGUCCUUCACAGAGCGUUUCAUCUGUCUGCUCCAGAGUUCCUACGGUGCUCUGGCAGCAUCUGUGUCAUCACCUUUGUACAGCUGGGAUAGGCUUCUGGCAAGAGGGAAUGCCAUUGUGCUGGCAUGCAGGGAGGGAGAGCACUGUGCUUUGCUUUGUGUUGUUGGUGGUGACAGCUGUGGCCCUGGCAUGAACACAACUGCCAUGCAUUGCAGCAGGGACCUGGCUGUGCCUGUGCUGCCUGGCUCAGCACCAGGGGUUGGGCUCUGGGAUGGGUCAGAGCUGGGUGCUACAUGCACGCCAAGAGCUGGGAGAUGUUGCAGUCCCCUGCAGUCCCCAAAGGAUGGGCUGGUGGCAUCCUUCCAGUUGCAACCGUAUGCCAUGGCCCUGCCCUCCACUCAUGUGGGAUGUCACUUCUCCCUGACUGUGGACACAGCAGCCCAUUCCUCUGUGGGUUUCCAUCUCUCUCCUGCUUCAUGGACACAGAAGGCAGUGUAUCACCCUGUCCCUUGGGAGAGGUAACCUGAGGACACUGACACAACAGCAAGCUGUCCUCCCCUACCCCUCAUUCCAUUCUUCUUGUGUUUUUUCACUGGGGAAACAAGCUCAAUCCAGCCCAGCCCAGCAUGUCUGCAAAAACAGCCCUUUGACCUACAUACUCCUCACCUGUUCUGGGGUCUCUGCAGGUGUGGAGCUGUGGACCCUCAGGUACAGCCUCAGGGACACUGAGUGCCUCAGGGCAACCCCACUCCCCAGGAAUAGGCUGGAAGUCCUACCUCACCUUGAGGGGGAAGGGAUGGCCCUGGGGAGGGCUGGGGACACCGGGAGGGCAGGGCCAGAAGAUGUCCCUGAAUGUUAUCAGCCCAUCGUCUCACCCGCAGCAGGGGCUCAGCCCUCUGGCUGGACAGGGCAGGACAUAAAGGGCUGUGUCCCCCCCAGCCCCACACACAGGCGGCCAUCAGGAAGGAACGUGGGCUGGGCAGCAUGGGAUGGCUGCUCUCUUCCAGGAUCUGUUUCCUCCUUCUUUUCCUCGUCCCGCUCACUGCUAUUGCAACCUCAGGUGAGAGCUCAAUGGGAGACGUGGUGGGGUGGGAGCUCUGGGGCUGCUCUGGGGCCCUGCACACCCCUAGCUCUGCUUUCACAUCCAGAUGCUGAGAAAACCCCACACUACUGGAACGAAGGGGCCAGGAGGAGGCUGGAGGCAGCCCUGGCCUUGCAGCCAGUGGCACAGCGAGCCAAAAACAUCAUCCUCUUCAUGGGUGAUGGCAUGGGGCUGCCCACGGUGUCAGCAGCCCGGAUCUACAAGGGGCAACUGGCCGGCAGCUCGGGUGAGGAGAGCGUCUUGGCCAUGGAGACAUUUCCACACGUGGCCCUGGCCAAGACCUACACCAUCGACCGGCAGGUGCCCGACAGCGCUGGCACGGGCACGGCCUACCUGUGUGGGGUGAAGGCCAAUGCCAAGACGCUGGGGCUGAGCGGGGCGGCCGUCUAUGGCAAAUGCCGCACAGCAUUCGGCAACGAAGUGGACUCCAUCCUGCACCGGGCCCGGCUGGCAGGUAAGUCGGUGGGCAUCGUGACCACCACACGGGUGCAACAUGCAUCCCCUGCUGCUGCCUAUGCACACUCGGCCAGCCGCAGCUGGUACGCCGAUGCCAACAUGCCUCCAGAGACCCUGCGGGACGGCUGCAAGGACAUCGCCUACCAGCUGGUGCACAACACCGACAUCAACGUGAUCCUGGGUGGCGGGAGGGCCUACAUGUCCCCCAGGUGGACCCCAGACCCUGAGUACCCGGACGACCCGGCGCAGAAUGGCACCAGGAGGGACGGGCGGAACCUGGUGGCCGAAUGGCUCAGCACCAGGGAGGGCGCGCGCUACGUCUGGGACAAGAAGGGCCUGGAUGCGGUUGAUGACACCUCUGUGAGCCACCUCAUGGGCCUCUUUGAGCCCAAGGACAUGAGGUAUGAGCUGAACCGCAACGCCACCACGGACCCCUCCAUUGUGGAAAUGACAGAGAAAGCCAUCCGCAUCCUGCGCAGGAACCCCAACGGCUUCUUCCUCUUUGUGGAAGGUGGAAGGAUUGACCACGGACACCACAGCGGCCGGGCCAAGCAGGCGCUGACGGAGGCCAUCAUGCUGGACCGGGCAGUGGCACGGGCAGGCGAGCUGACGGAGCCCUCUGACACACUGACCGUGGUGACGGCUGAUCACUCACAUGUCUUCACCUUCGGGGGCAACACGCUGCGAGGAGCCUCCAUCUUCGGGCUGGCCCCUAAGAAAGCGAAGGACAAGCGAGCCUAUACCAGCAUCCUCUAUGGCAAUGGACCGGGAUACAGCAUUCGUGAUGGGGGCCGCCCAGCCGUCAGCCUUCCAGCUGUGGAGGACAAGGACUACAGGCAGCAAGCGGCUGUGCCCCUUGACUUGGAGACCCACAGUGGGGAGGAUGUGGUGGUGCUGGCUCAGGGUCCUAUGGCCCACCUCUUCCACGGGGUGCAGGAGCAGCACUACAUUGCCCAUGCCAUUGCUUAUGCUGCGUGCCUCAAGCCUUAUGAUGCCAGACCCCGCUGUGGUGCACCCCGUAGAGCCUCUGGCAGCAACCAACACUCCCCACAGCCUCUACUCGCUCUCCUGGCCCUCUGCAUGUCUGCCUUCAUGGUGGUGGGCUGAGAGACCCCACUGAACCCUGCUUCAGCCCCCUGUUGCGGGCAGGGUCACAGGAUGCAAUAAAAUGUGGGAUGUCUGGGUUCGUGUGCCAUGGGAUGAUUUGUAGCAGCAGUUGUACCUCAAUUUCCCCGGGUUGUGACUCCUAACUGGGGCCUGCACAGGAGUGAAGCAGAAGAAGAGACAAUGGUGAGGGGUGGCCAUGUACCCACAGCUCCAUCCCUGGGUUACUGGGAGCCCACAGUAUAGAGGAGUUUGCGCAGCUUUGAGGUGCUGUGCACAGCCUGGUACAAGAGCUGGUCCUGACAUUUAGUCCCCAUCAGUGCCUUUAUCGCUCCAGGAAGUGCUGGGUGGAGCCACCAGGAGCACCCCAAGUCCCUCCUUCUGCACCCCAUGUUCCCUCCCCUCCGCAGCACCUAGCAAUAAGGUGGCAAUGAGG
Molecule: messenger RNA, 3364 nt
Organism: Centrocercus urophasianus (Greater sage-grouse)
Lineage: Eukaryota; Metazoa; Chordata; Aves; Galliformes; Phasianidae
Product: intestinal-type alkaline phosphatase-like
Exons: 10
Coding region: 1063-2931 (622 amino acids)
Biological process (GO): dephosphorylation
Cellular component (GO): plasma membrane
Molecular function (GO): alkaline phosphatase activity
Source: RefSeq, a predicted model, not a curated record